ACUUCAACCACACCUCAGUGAUCUGGGAAACACAGAGUCAUUUCCACCCUCGGCUCUCCACACAAGAGGCGCUUCACUGGGACUCUCUUUUACAUAUUUGUUUGCAACAUCACUGCCUGGCAUAAACACCACAGUCCUACAGAAUCAACUGGAAAUUAGGGGCCCAGAAUAACUGAGGGAAUUAAGGGGUCUUAUAUGUACUUAAAGCACAGACAUCAACAAGGAUUCUGUCGCUGAUCAGGACAGAGGUUUUUGGACGUGCCACGGCUUAUAUCGCUGAGUGUUGAGGAUUAGAUUCUCUCUCUAUCUCGUCUCUAAACGGCCUGCAGGGUGGCGAGAGAGAGGGGGGAAUCCAACCGGUGCGCGCCGGAGAUGAGUGCGUUCUGGCAUAAGAUCGGCUGCUGCGUGGUAGCCAAACCUGCUCCGAAGAAGAAACGGAGGAGAAUUGACCGUAGCAUGAUCGGAGAGCCCACAAAUUUCGUUCAUCUGACACACAUAGGCUCUGGUGAAAUGGCAGAUGGCAUGCAGCCGUCUGGCCCGAUGCAGCAACAAAUGAGAUCCAAAGUGCCUCACGCUAAUGGACGAAACAGCUUGUUAUAGCCUUUUGACCUGUGAGUUUUUUUUUUUUUUUUUUUAAACCCCAAGCUCCUUAAAGUGUCCUCGGCAGAACCUGUCCAGCUAGCAGCACUGAACCAACUAGGAGGAGAUACAGAGCAGAUUUUCAUCUCUCCGAUUGCUGAAGCUACAAACAUGGACGCCACCUCUGCAGGUUUUUUAUGUUUUGGAUCCUCUGGAAUGUUUCAGAAGAGACAUUUGUUAUUAAAUUUGGACCGGAUUGAAUGAGAGCGCCUGACAAAGAGUGUGAAUGUGUGACGUGUGGAUUUGAGACACUGGCUGUGCUUGCAGUGGAAGAGGAAAGGCUCUUAUCGCUUUGACACAGGGGACUAUUUGACUGCCUUCCCAAAGUUAUAACUGGCAUGUUUGUCAUAGUCUGUCAUUGAUAAGAAUGUGCGCAAAUGUAUGUUUGCUUUUGUUUUGUAAUGGGAAUACAUGUGCAUCUAUACCUUUACAGUGUCUCCAGCUGCUUGUCAUUAACAGUUGCACAAAUUGUUGCUGAUUAGUCUA
Rhinichthys klamathensis goyatoka is the source of this 1125-nucleotide messenger RNA. RefSeq names its product CDC42 small effector 1 (gene cdc42se1). The transcript is spliced from 5 exons. The record is from RefSeq and is a predicted model, not a curated record. Gene Ontology annotation, cellular component: plasma membrane. Gene Ontology annotation, biological process: regulation of Rho protein signal transduction. Lineage: Eukaryota; Metazoa; Chordata; Actinopteri; Cypriniformes; Leuciscidae. The coding region runs from base 373 to 600 and encodes 75 amino acids. Gene Ontology annotation, molecular function: small GTPase binding.